Messenger RNA from Styela clava, 2885 nucleotides. Lineage: Eukaryota; Metazoa; Chordata; Ascidiacea; Stolidobranchia; Styelidae. The record is from RefSeq and is a predicted model, not a curated record.
UACAAUUUAGUCAAUAUAUUGAUGCUAGGACUUAUCAAAAAUACUCUGUAUUAAAAGAUAUAGUGACAUGAAUUAUAAAACUAAUGGAUAACAUUUCAAAUGGCACAAGACGAUAAACCUCUGAAUGAAUUUCUUGCGUAUGUCAAUGAUCUGUAUCAGAUUGUUCCUCCAGGAAGAAUUACAGGAUUUGAUGUUGAUUUUCAGAAAUUGAAGCAACUCAGUGCUGAUUUGAAGCAAAGUCCUGAUCAUGAAUCCCAUGCUGGACAGAUACCAGAAAACAAGAAGAAAAAUCGAUAUAAGGAUAUCACACCAUUUGAUUUUUCAAGAGUGAAAUUGACCAAUACGAAUGACGAUGUCAACUCAGAUUACAUUAAUGCAAGUUUUAUUAAGGGUGCAGAUGGUCAUCAAAACUACAUUGCUUCACAAGGACCUCUGCCUCACACUAUUCUGGAUUUUUGGCAAAUGUUGUGGCAGUAUAAUAUUAAAGUAAUCGUGAUGGUUUGUCGAGAAAUUGAGCUUGGUAAAAAGAAAUGUGAAAGGUACUGGGCAGAUAGAGGAGAAUCGAAAACAUUUGGUGACAUUGUUGUGUCUUUGAGUCAAAAAGAUGAUCUUAAAGAUGGAUAUUGUCUGCGAACCAUCAAAGCUGAAAAAGGAAAUGAGGUUCGCUAUAUUCAUCAGUUCCAUUAUGUUAGCUGGCCUGAUCACGGAGUUCCUAAAACUUGCCUCGAGAUUCUUACUUUAAUUAAUCAUGUUCGAGAUGUGCAAUCAUACAGUCAAGAUGAAAGCACUCCACUGUGUGUACAUUGCAGUGCUGGUUGUGGAAGAACUGGAGCUGUAUUAGCAGUUGAUUAUGUUCGGAACUUGUUAGAAUAUAAGAGGGUGCCAAGCGGACUGAAGGCGUUUAAUAUUAUAUCAGAUAUGAGAAAACAAAGACCAGCAAUUGUUCAGACAAAGGAUCAGUAUGAAUUUGUCAAUAUGGCAAUAGCUGAAAUGUUUCGAGUUUAUAUGCAGAUCAGGACAGUUUCAUUUAAAGAAUUUAACAAUGGUUAUCAGCAGGGUGACUAUGUAAAUGUCAACAUUUCUUCAGCAACGUCAAAUGGCAUUGAUAAGAAAAAUGUAGCAGAAUCUCAAAGACCUACGGCACUGAGUUACGAAAACAUUGAUUUUCUCAGGAAACAACAAAACAAAAUGAGAACCCUUGAUAGGGGCCAAAAAUUCAGCCAUUCCCCAACAGAAGACGACAUCCCCCCUGCCAAACCUAGUCGACCGACUUUGGGUCGACCCAUGUCGCAAAUAACGGUCAAUAAUUCACAAUCUACGUAUACUAAUCUCAACGACAGAAAACAAAGUGUGCCAGUCGUUAUCUCAAAUCUAGCUAAUGAUCGGAAACCACCGUCACCCACAGUUACGCCAGUUACACCGAAACCAAGGGUGAUGCAAAAAAAUCAAAACUUGUUGAAUAACUCGAAUGUAAGAAGCCCAGCACAUCCAAGAACUACGUCUGGUUCCCAAAUUCCAGGAAAGGAAAUUGUUAAAGCUCCCCCACUGAGUACGAAACCCAAACCAGUAAAACCUGAACCAUCAGCUAGAAAGCCAAAUGCGAGUCCACCCAUAAAGCCACCAGGGUCAAAUUCGAAACCAGAAGAAACGAAGAAAAGAGCUCCGCCUAAACCUCAACGCUCAAUGAGAAGGCAGAACAAUCCACAUAUUAAAAAUGUUGUAAAAGAUGAUCCACCAUCGAAAAAUACAGCGACUAAAUUUCAAAAAUACAACAAGACUAAUUUGUAUAAUGAAGUUGUGUUGGGUGAUUCUCCAAGUGAAGAAAAUUCUCAGUUUAUUGAUGAUGCAUAUGGAGAAAUAAAUGAUGACGUUAGUGUGCAAAGAUCUAACUCAAAUACAAGUGCUGAUAUCAGUCCAUCUCCGCAACAUAGACGUUCUGCAACUCCACCAAGACUUCCUAUUAGAACAGCUGAAUCUCAAAUCGUUCUCACUGAAGCCGCUCCUGCUUUGCCAACAAGAACAGCAGAUUCAUAUGUGACAAUUGAAGAUAUUAGACGAAGGCGACUUCCAGUGAGACCUUACUGGGAUUCUGAGGAACAGCAGACUUAUGAAGCUGUUGAGCAAUCAAGUUUAUCUUCACCAAGUCCUAAAGCUCCUCAAGCUGAUUCAGGAAGACGACCCAGUGCCAAUGUAGCUUUGGGAACCAAUAUCAUAGCAGCCAAAGCAAAAGGAUUAAUGGAAAAGACGAGCAACGCUUUUUCAAAAGUUGGUGCAACAAUAGGGAAAUCAAAAGAAGAGGAUAGCCACGGAUCUCCUCCCACCACAAUGACAGACAGAACACCAACUUAUGUUGCUACACCUGUGAUUCAUGGUGGCCAAGAUAUUAGUUUUGGAAAACGUCUAAAAAGAAAAAUCAAAGGAGCAAGAAAUCAGAAAUAAAGCAUUCUAAUGUUUCAAGGAGUGUUAUUCCCAAUAAUCCUCUGUUUUUUUUUCAUUAUUUGUUUUGUUUUUAUUUACAUUUCACAUAUUUUAUCUAUUUCACAUAUUGUUAGCUUCGUUUUCUUUUGUUAUAUAUUUGACCAGUAACAGAUAUCAUGUACUAAUUUAUCGCCAGCCUUUUCUUGAGGUUUUGUCCAGAGGUUCCCAUAGUUACUCAUAAAUCUAAUUCAAGUGAUCUUUCAAUAUCCAUAUUUCAUAUAUCUUACUUAAGAAUUAAGAGGAAGCAAGGGAUAUAUAAAACAGUGAAAUUAAAACUUAUUGACCAAACUAAAACGACUCAAAGUAUGUAUGAAUAUAAAUUUAACUGGUUCUGUUUUUAUUUGUAUUUUCACUCUGACAUCUUCCACUUUUUAAAAUUUCAUCUUACUGGUGAUAAGCCAGUCGAA